AUGGGAUUUGGAGUUUACAAACAAAAGGACAAUGACUUUUUCGUUUCGCCUAGCAGCCAAGAUAGACAGAAAAAGAAGCAAAACAGUCGUGAAACCUGCAUGGAACUCUCCAAACGAACUGUUGAUGGAGAUACUGCGGAGAUUGCCGGUGAAAUCGCUGAUGAGGUUCAAGUGUGUGUCAAGGCUCUGUCAUCAGCUCAACGAAGUCGUAUGUUCAUGUCUUUUGUGGACAUUGACGAGCCAUACAAGUAUGCGUUGAUCUCAUCGUGUCAUGACCCUGUCCCUCACAUAUCACCUUUUUACCCAGCCCCGAUGUAUCACCUCGACCAAGAUCAGACCAUGCCGAGAAUAGGAGGCUGCUUUGUGAGCGCUCUUCGUGGUUUGCUAUGUGUCAGACUUCUAAGAAGUGUUCGAAUAUGUAACCUUACAACCAUGCAACGUGUGACCUUGCCAAUCAUAACAUCAACAAUUGUGCCUGAAAAUAAUGAGAAUAUUUGGAGCUUCUUUGGGCAUGAUCCUAUUCAUGAUGAAUACAAAGUGCUUAGCACAGUUGGGAGGUGA
This is a messenger RNA of Eruca vesicaria subsp. sativa (arugula), 561 nucleotides long. The record is from the annotation of a GenBank genome assembly. NCBI's taxonomy places the organism in Eukaryota, Viridiplantae, Streptophyta, Magnoliopsida, Brassicales, Brassicaceae.